Caenorhabditis angaria is the source of this 1242-nucleotide messenger RNA. Lineage: Eukaryota; Metazoa; Nematoda; Chromadorea; Rhabditida; Rhabditidae. The record is from the annotation of a GenBank genome assembly.
AUGAAACAUUAUCGAGAAAAAGAUUUGGUUUAUCGUGGAGAAUUCAAAUCGAUGGAUGGUAUUGGAUAUAACUUCGAGGAGAUCGAUGUUUCACCUUCAGCCAGAUUCCACGAGCUUCAGAAUCUACCAAGAUGUCAUUUAUCAAUCGAUAAUUUGACACCUAAAACCUCCCCGGAGAAAUUAUUGAAAGGAUUUCAUGAUUGUGUAGAUCCGAUUUUCGAAAAUCAUCUGAAUAAACUAGAUGUCAAGGAUUUUUCAACGAAGAUUUGUGAUGCGAUCAAAAAAUGUGAUGAUAUUUCGGAAUUUCAAGAUCUGGUUAUUGAUGAAUUUUCAAAUUCGCAUGAGAUCAAGUGGGGAAUUUUGCCGGCUUGUGUGAGUUUUUUGAGAGUUAGCUUUCAGAAUUCCGGGAAAAAAAAUGUAUUUUUUAAUUUUGAAAGUUCCUAAAAACCAAAACCUAAGGAAUCUUGGGCUCUAAGCCUUUAAGGACUCGACAGUCAACCUGAGAAGACUAUAGAACACGAAUUCUGAACCUAAAAGGAUCUUAAAACCUUAGGGACUCUAAGGAUUUUUAACUAACGCUUAUAGAAAUUAUGUUUGAAAAUCCCUCCUUCCAGAAAGAGCCCAACAUUAUGGUAACAUUGGGAAUCGGUCACGAUGUUCAAGCCGAAGUUUCGCUCUACAAAACCCUCCCCAACACAACAUUCUACGGCGCAGAUCCAAUAAUCGAGCCAAAUCUUCAACUAUACUCUAGUUUCGGAAAAUUCUUCCCAUUCGCUGUGGCCAGAAAAGCUGGGAUCACUGAAUUCAUAGUUUUGCCAAAUCAAAAUCAGAAGACUCGAAAAUACACACAUCAGGAUGUGACCACAAUUGAUCUACCGUACUUUUUCAAGGAGAUUUUGAAUUUGAAUCAAAUUGAUUUUCUAUGGAUUGAUAUUGAGGGAGGCGAAUUGACUUUUAUUGAUUAUUUUCAUAAGGGAAAGAAGUUGGAUGAGUUAGGAAUCUCGAUUUGUCAAUUUAACAUUGAGGUAAGAAAUUUCGCAGUUUUAUUUUUCAGACGAAUUUUUUCAGCUUCACCCCGAUAUUUGGCCGAACGGCUAUCAAAUUGUAUACAAUUUCAUUAACCAAGUUCUCAAAGAAAAUCGAUAUGUGUUUUUGAAACCGAUGGAAACCGAGAAAGGAGUUUUCCGAUUAUUUUUUAUUAAUGUUGAGGAUCAAAAAUGUGUUAGGAAAUAUUUGCAAUAA